Geosmithia morbida is the source of this 933-nucleotide messenger RNA. RefSeq names its product Short-chain dehydrogenase. The record is from RefSeq and is a predicted model, not a curated record. Lineage: Eukaryota; Fungi; Ascomycota; Sordariomycetes; Hypocreales; Bionectriaceae. The transcript has a single exon. The coding region runs from base 1 to 933 and encodes 310 amino acids.
AUGUUCUUCGGCGACUCUUCAACAUUCAACCCGACCACCGACAUCCCUCCCCUCACAGGCAAAGUCAUCAUAGUGACGGGAGGCAAUGCCGGGCUGGGCAAGGAAGCUGCUCUCGAGUUUGCGCGGCACCGACCCCGCGAGAUAUGGCUUGCAUGCCGCAGCGCCACCAAGGGCGAGGAGGUAGCAUCUGAGGUCGAGCAGCAGAUUGACGACGCACCGCCGAUCAAGGUCCUGGAGCUCGACCUGUCAAGAUUCGCCUCGGUCAAGAAGGCGGCAAGCCGGGUCCUCGCCGAAACCGACCGGCUGGAUAUCCUCAUGCUCAACGCCGGUGCCAUGGCGCUGCCACCGGGACUCACCGAGGACGGGUACGAGAUGCAGUUCGGCACCAACCACAUGGGCCAUGCCCUGCUGUGCAAGCUCCUGAUGCCGCUGCUACGGCGGACAGCCGAGGAACCGGGGGCCGACGUGCGGGUGGUGUCGCUAUCGUCCAGGGGCCACGCGCAUCUGUUCAGGGGCGUGCCGCACUGGCAUCUGAUGAAGACGACGGCCGACGAGCUCGGCUGCUUUGGGCGGUACGGCGAGAGCAAGCUGGCCAAUGCGCUCUGGGCCCGGCAGCUGGCCAAGCAGUACCCGCAGCUCACCGUCUCCGCCGUCCACCCGGGCCUGGUGCAGACACAGCUCAUGACCAAGGCGGACGGUACGUCGGCGCUCGUCCGGACCUUGGUCAACGUCAUCGGCCCCUGGAUCGUCUCGUCAGCCACACACGGCGCCAGGAAUCAAUUGUGGGCAUCGGUAUCGAAGGAUGUCCAGAGCGGAGAGUACUACGAGCCCGUCGGCCGUGCCGGGCUGGGCAGCGCAUGCGCCAGGGACGACGACCUAGCAAGGAAACUAUGGGACUGGACGGAAAAGGAGCUCCAGGGAAUACAGCUGUAG